Molecule: messenger RNA, 1179 nt
Organism: Protopolystoma xenopodis
Lineage: Eukaryota; Metazoa; Platyhelminthes; Monogenea; Polystomatidea; Polystomatidae
Source: the annotation of a GenBank genome assembly
CUAUGCUCCCAGAUUGGCCGUCUGCGACAACACAUUCUCGCCUCUCCUCCGACUACUUAUCCCUCGGCAACGUCUUCGUCAUCUGUGUUUUCCUCUGUAUCCGACUUCCAUAGAUCUCAAAGUACAAAUAAGCUCACUGACCGUUUAGCAGGACUUCCGGCUGACAUAAGCUGCAAACAGCCACGCCUAGAGGGCAGUUUGCUAGUCACCUGUACAUAUCCUCUUUGUCUACCGAGCAGUUUCAAUCUUGUAUCUGGGGCCGAGUCCCUGGUGCCUGCAGUCGACUUGCAUGCAACGGUUGUUUCAGCACUCAAUCAUGAGAUAUCCGCCUCCUGCUUCACUUCCGAUACUGAGGAUCCAGAUGCCUGGUCCGUGGUGGCUGAAACUUCAGGGCAGCAGACGGACUCAGCGGUUGGAUUAUUUGCUGCUACCACCAGUCAGCAGACGGACUUUGAGGUCCUGGUUGCUCACUGGUCGCCAUUAUCGUCACUUGUGACUGAUUCCAAAUGCCUGAAUGUUAAAACCACAUCCUUGUUAACGGCACCAGUAGCUCAGGUACCAGAGCAGAUUUGUCGCCAGCCCAGCUACGAAAUAGCCCCCGUUUCGUACUCCCCUGAUGCAGAACUAGGGGUAAUUGAGUUAUUUGAACUUCUUGUAUAUGUUACCCGACCACUCGACACAUCACUACCUAGUUGCUCUUUCCAUAUGCAAGAAAGUAGAUUCGCCCUUCAGACAACCUGUAUUGUUCGUCAAUUGCCACUGCUAUGUCCAACUCAACAAUCAUCGGCUUACUUUCCAUUAAUACAAAAUGAAUCUGCUACCUUCGAUACUGUCUUACUUCAUCAACCCUUUUUGCCAGUGACAACGCCUAUGAUUUUAGAUCUGACCAACUCGUUGGUUGCAAGCCAAGGAAAUGUCUGCCAAUCUUUUCUUUCUUUAACUGCAUCGCCUCCUCUGAUCAUUUCUGAGCAAUCCACAUCUAUUCUGGUCAAUGGGCUUGAUACUAUCGACAAAGAUCUUUCACAAAAUAAUAUAAUCAACGAAGUUAAGUCCUUCGAUCCGGCUUCAUUGAGAGACGAAGGGAUCAUAGCUCCAGAUAUAUCUAGUUGCCUAUCUCAGCCGGAGGUAAGCUAUUGUAAGCGGUUGCACAUGUUUUUGAGCCAAAUGUCAUUCCCUUAG